UCAUAGAUAUAAAAUUGCAAAACGAUAUAUUGUUUAUCCAGAAUCUCUCUCUCUCUCUCUCUCAUUAUCCACGAAGAAGGAAGAAACCCUAGAAAGGCGGUUUGAAGAAGAAGGAUUAGAAGACAUGGCAGGAGUAGGACCGAUGACUCAGGACUGGGAGCCCGUGGUGAUCCGUAAGAAGACCCCCAACGCUGCCGCCAAGCGCGACGAGAAGACCGUCAACGCUGCUCGGAGAAGCGGCGCCGAAAUCGAAUCCGUCAGAAAACAUAAUGCUGGAACGAACAAGGCGGCUUCAAGCGGCACCUCCUUGAACACCAAGAUGCUUGAUGAUGACACUGAGAACUUAGCUCAUGAACGUGUGCCUACUGAGUUGAAGAAAGCCAUCAUGCAAGCCCGUGGGGAGAAGAAGCUCACCCAGUCCCAACUCGCUCAAUUGAUCAAUGAGAAGCCGCAAGUGAUCCAAGAGUACGAGUCUGGGAAAGCAAUACCGAACCAGCAGAUCCUUAUUAAGCUGGAGAGGGCACUUGGAGCUAAACUCCGUGGAAAGAAGUAAUAACAAAAGCUCCUCAAAAGAAAAGCUAGUCGCCGUUUCACUACAGUCUAUGCUAUAGGAACUGUGUGCCUGGUUUAAUGGUUUAGUGGAGAGUUCUGCUUGGAAUCUUUUAUGGUUUGUAAGAAAUCAAAGAAACAAAAGCUGUUUGGAACCUUUUGUCUUUAUAAAUAAUCCGCUCGUUCUCUUUGCAUAUCCU
Brassica rapa (field mustard) is the source of this 749-nucleotide messenger RNA. RefSeq names its product multiprotein-bridging factor 1b. NCBI's taxonomy places the organism in Eukaryota, Viridiplantae, Streptophyta, Magnoliopsida, Brassicales, Brassicaceae. Gene Ontology annotation, molecular function: DNA binding. The record is from RefSeq and is a predicted model, not a curated record. Gene Ontology annotation, cellular component: nucleus.